Molecule: messenger RNA, 3230 nt
Organism: Pantherophis guttatus
Lineage: Eukaryota; Metazoa; Chordata; Lepidosauria; Squamata; Colubridae
Gene: COQ8B
Product: coenzyme Q8B
Biological process (GO): ubiquinone biosynthetic process
Source: RefSeq, a predicted model, not a curated record
AGCCAUACCGGGGCGAUGUGGUGGCGGGGGCGCGCGGCGGGGCGGCCGGUGAGCGGGGCGGGGCGGGCGUUGGUCCGCGGCGGCGCUCCUCUCCUUCCCCGGCCGCGUGGACUCGGGGCGCCGGACGGGCCUGCGCGGCUCUCCCCCGCCUGGGCGGCGCUGCACCGGUCGGCGUGGCUGCGCGGGCUGAGCGCGGAGGAGGUGCGCAGGGCCCGGGAGGCCCGGCCGCGGAAGAGCGCGGGAGCGGCCAAGGCCAGGCCCCAGCUGAACGAGCGCGCCCGGGAGCGGAAGGUGCCUGUCACGCGCGUCGGGCGGCUGGCCGCCGUCGGAGGACUGGCCGUGGGGCUGGGCUUCGGGGCCUUGGUUGAAGCGGUGAGGAAUUCCCUCCGGGGGGACCGAAGCGCCACCGAGAGCAGCGUUUCAGAAGCCAACGCGGAGCGGAUUGUCCACACUCUGUGCAAGAUGCGAGGGGCAGCUCUCAAGAUCGGCCAGAUGUUAAGCAUCCAAGACAACUACUUCCUCAGCCCCCAGUUGCAGCAGGUCUUUGAGCGUGUCCGGCAAAGUGCAGAUUUCAUGCCACCCUCGCAGAUGAUGGGGGUGCUGUCCGAAGAACUGGGCACUGACUGGCGUGAGCGGGUGGCGUCCUUCAAUGAAAUGCCUUUUGCUGCUGCCUCUGUGGGGCAGGUGCACCUGGGAGUGCUGAAGGAUGGGAUGGAGGUGGCAAUGAAGAUCCAGUACCCUGGAAUUGCCCAGAGCAUCCGGAGCGAUGUGGACAACCUCCUGUCGGUACUCAGGAUGAGCACAAUGUUCCCAGCAGGUCUGUUUGCAGACAACACCCUGCAAGUCCUGCAGAAGGAGCUGGAGAAGGAAUGCGACUAUGAGCGGGAAGCCGCCAGCACCAAGAGGUUCAGGCAGCUUCUGGAAGGCGACCCUUUCUUUGAGGUGCCAGAGGUGGUGGACGAGCUGUCCACCAAGCGAGUGCUGUCUAUGGAGCUGGUGGGGGGAAUCCCGCUGGACCAGUGCCAGGAAUUGGGCCAGGAGGCUCGCAACGAGAUCUGCUCGCAGAUCCUACGUCUUUGCCUCCGGGAGCUCUUCGAAUUCCGGUUCAUGCAGACGGACCCAAACUGGGCAAACUUCUUCUAUGACAUGGAGAGACGUAAGGUCACCCUGCUGGACUUCGGAGCUAGCCGGGAUUUUCGCAAGGAGUUCACUGACCACUACAUUGAGGUGGUGAGAGCCGCUGCCGAUGGCGACAGAGAGAAAGUGCUUCAGAAAUCAAAGGACCUGGGAUUCCUGACUGGAUUUGAAAGCCAGGUCUUUGAGGAGGCCCACCUGGACGCAGUGAUGCUCCUGGGCACGGUCUUCUCGGGCCCGGGGCCCUUUGACUUCAGCGGCCAGGACACAACCCGCUGCAUCCAGGACCUGAUCCCCUUGAUGCUGAAGCACCGUCUGUGCCCACCCCCAGAGGAGAGCUACUCCCUGCACCGCAAGAUGGCUGGUGCCUUCCUCCUCUGUGCCCGUCUCGCUGCCACCGUGCCCUGCCGGGAGAUGUUCGAAGAGGCCUACAGCCAGUACACAAGCCGGGAACAUGCCGCCCAUUUGGCAGUGGAGCAGGGGGAGACCCCUUCUAGGCUGGGGUGAGGGUCUCGGCCCACAUCCACUUGGUCACGGCUGCUUUGGCACUCAGGUAGCCCACUGUGUCUGCAGGGUCUUCGGAGAGAUUAGCUCUCUGUAAGGAGUGAAGAGAAGGGGGUCGGUCUCCCGUCCCCAGCCUUCCUCCCCCAGGAAAUCCUGCUGCUUGGGCUGCAGGGGCCGAAAGCAAAGCCUGCCUUCUCUCUGCUGCAUUUCUGUGGGAAGCAUAGAGGGCUGCGGGUCUGUCAGUUGCCCCACAGGGAAAAGGAAACUGACUCCUGGGCUCCAAAGGGAAGAGAAAAUGGCCGGACCUUUUGUGACUCAGGCUGCACUCAGCUGUCAGUUGCUUGUCCGGGUGUCCCAUUACACAGCUCUGGAUAAACAACUGCUCUCUCGAUGAGUUGGGAUAUCACUCCCAUCAUCCCCAGCCAGCACGGACCACAUUCUGGAGGAACUCUACAGGAGAGCAGAGCAGGGUGUCCAGGCUGCCCUGCCAGAGGUGCUGAUGGCUCCCCUGCAGGAGCACCAGGGGCUGGCUGACCAGGCCCCCAACUCUCAAUGGAGGGGGAGGGAAGGAGCCGCCUUGCCUUCGAUUACAGCCCUUUCCCUUCCUGCCGGUUUGUCUCUCAAUACCUUUUGUGGUGGCUACUUGACCUCUGGGUUUGUGGAAGGCUGGCCAGGAGCCAGAAUAAAGACAACUGACCAUCUCGGUGGCUGUAGAUCAAGUGGGGCUGAGCCACCCCAAGGCUCCUCCACGGGGGGCCCAGCCUUUCUGCGCCUUUCUCCUUUUUUGAGCCCUUGGUUCUGAGUAUCACGAAGAGCAGUGAGAAGGGGGGAGAAAUCUCUGACAUCCCUCCCCAAGGGUUUUAAGCUGAGAGGCAGGUCCAGAGUGGCCCAGGGGAACGUUCCCACACGCCCAUGCUGGUGCUGGGAAGGCAGCUGCUCUCUGGGCCUGCAGGGCCUCGGGAGAGGAAGUAGGGGCUGAUGGUUGAUUGGGGAGGGCCCCCGGCUCCUCUUGGCCUCCCUGCUCUGAACUUUGGGGAGCAACUGUUGCCUGGCAGGGAGGCCCACAGCAGUUGUUCAUUUCCCUCCAUGCCUUCCCCUACCCAGUCAGCACUAGACUGCCAGCGUGGAAAGCAGAUCCCCUGGCAUCAUCUGGGGUGCUUUCGCCUUCUACGUGGCCAGAUCCACUGUUUUGUGUGUCCAGCACUUGGAGGCAGGGGCGGGGGGGGGGGGCCUCUCAGAAGCACGCUUGGGGCCUUGGGAGAGGAGUGGGACUUCUCCAGGUGUUGCCGGGCUCCGUCCUUUUCAGUUCAAGCAGCCAGGUGGCAUUUGCCCACUGGGGGCUCUGGCAUCAUGAAGUCAGCCCAGGGGGAGCCACAGUUUGGACCAGUAAGCUGACUUUGCUGCCUCCGUUUCUGCUGGGCCAGGAGCCGAUUGCUACUCUUGCAAAGAGGAAAUUGAUGCAUAGUUUGGUUCUUGCAUGAGAGAUGGAUCUUGCCGUCGGUGUCCAUGUUCAUUUGCCAAGUUUUGUAACCUUUAAAAAGUCCAUUUCAGAACUAAAUAUAGAAUUCAACCCGGUUCCAUUUCAAUGUCAA